UCUCAUCAGCAAGAAAUAAGAAUCGUAAUGGCGCAAGGUGUACCUGCGAAUCGAAUCAUUUUCGCAAACCCGACCAAGUGGGCUACUCACAUCAGAUUCGCCAAGACGAUGAAUGUUGAAAAGAUGACAGUUGACAGUAUAAUGGAAAUCCUCAAAAUCAAAGAGAUUUUCCCGGAAGCGAAAAUAGUGAUCCGUAUUCGUUGCGAUUCUCAGAAUUGCAAGGUGUCACUUGGAACGAAAUUCGGUUGUGAGGAAGAGGAAGCUGUACGGUUGAUGCAUUUCAUAAAGAACGUUGGUUUGACGUUAUGGGGUUUUAGCUUUCACGUCGGCAGUCCAUGCAACGAAUUAAACGCUUAUGUCAGAGGAAUCAUGAUGUGCAAGAGACUAAUCGCGAUUGCUAGAGAGAUCGGCUGCGAAGAUGCUCAGUUGAUCGAUAUCGGUGGUGGAUUUCCUGGUAACAGAGGAUACUGUAUUGACAAGCUGGCUGGUCUUAUUAACGACGCCAUUCAAGACAUUGAUUCGAGCAUCACGAUCAUUAGUGAACCUGGACAAUAUUAUGUAACCUCGGCAUAUAGCUUGGUGUCACUUGUGCAUACGAAAAAGGUAGUUCUCAGGAAUGAAGAAAUGAUUAGAAUGUAUUAUAUGAAUUGCGGAGUAUAUAACUGUUUCAUCGAGGAAUUACUAGACAUCAAGGCGAGAUUACCAGUACCGUUGGAUACGCCAGAGAGCGAUGAAAAAUUCGUCUCAUUCGUUUGGGGUCCAACCUGUGACUCCUUGGAUUGUAUCUUGAAAGAUGUAUUGUUACCUGAAUUUCAUCGUGGCGAUUGGUUGAUUUGGAGAGACGUUGGAUCAUACAGUAUAAGCCUUAGUUCUCCCUUUAAUGGUUUUUCAGCACCCAAAGUACAUGCAUUUGUGAGAAUAAGUCAAUGGAAAAAGUUUAUUGCUGGUAUAAGUAUAGCGCAGGAAUCCAUAUCACAGAAUAACGGAGUGGAGAAUGCAGUGAUGAAAACUAAAUAA
This is a messenger RNA of Eufriesea mexicana, 1017 nucleotides long. RefSeq names its product ornithine decarboxylase 2. Gene Ontology annotation, cellular component: cytoplasm. The record is from RefSeq and is a predicted model, not a curated record. Lineage: Eukaryota; Metazoa; Arthropoda; Insecta; Hymenoptera; Apidae. The transcript is spliced from 5 exons. The annotation marks the transcript as partial. Gene Ontology annotation, molecular function: ornithine decarboxylase activity.